Messenger RNA from Colletotrichum destructivum, 1041 nucleotides. RefSeq lists its product as uncharacterized. Lineage: Eukaryota; Fungi; Ascomycota; Sordariomycetes; Glomerellales; Glomerellaceae. The record is from RefSeq and is a predicted model, not a curated record. Bases 492 to 776 code for a protein of 94 amino acids. The transcript has 2 exons.
AGGUCUGGGCAGCGGAUGGGAAGAACAAGCCAAGGUUUCAACAAAGUUGAGCGUACCAAAACCCCUCGCCGUACUUGGCGUGCAUGGCACGUGGCUCAGCUCAUCUUCCUCCCACAUUCCAUUUGAUAGGUACGUUUCUGUUUCUGGAGGUGGCGAAGAGAGCCAGCUUCAACCGGGACAGUCUUAAAUGUCAGAACAAGAGGGAACUUUUUCUCAAGGCGGAAACUGUAGUACACGUGUAGUAUCAGCAGUGAGUAACAGGGUGCAUGUCCACGAACGAAUAACUUUGUAAGUUAGGUGGGGUAUUGUUGACGUAGCUGGGUCCUCUCUUUUGUGUUUCCUCCAGUUGCACAUGGGUACUCUGACAUGGCAUGUACAAAGAAAGAAGCUCAAGUCGACGAGGGAAAGACUCGAUCCGGUAUGGUUCUGGCGCAUCUUCUCGUUGCCAUGGUUGAUGUUAAUGGCUGGCGAGGAUCAGCGACAACGAUCGCAUGCCUUCCGCUAUCACCUUAAACGCCAUUGACGUCACACGACCAGAGCCAAUCAACCAAUUGAAGAAGACGACGAUACUCCCUCAGCCGCCCCAGCUCCGAGAAGCUUUGCUGCUGAAUGAAAAUGUCAAACACAUCACGCAUCCAUGCAAGUGUCAACUGUCGACCACUUUAUCAAUAGUACUAUCCAACCUCGUUCACAUCCACAAUGCUGCCUACCUAGCGUCUGCUGAAAGUCAGCACAUGGUUGUAAAUUUAAUACUACCUAAGCUUGCCUUACCUUAAAGCCGUUCUCAUCUGUGUACCUACUUAAUCAGGCAGGAUGAGGACAGCUAGGUAAGGAUGAAUGGCUUUCUCCAUAAGCAGUUGUUGACGAUUGUGGCAAAACCGACGACCUGCACUUGUUCUUCAACAAGCUUUUAGUGGUUACCAGCUCUGGCCUCGGUAUUCAUACUGGUAAUACUUGGGUAUCUAGAUAGCAAAUGUUUUGUCGAGUGUGCUUGGCCAGCGUUUAGUUGAGUAUGUAAACAAACUCAAGGUCGGUGAUUCU